UCACUUCACUUCAUAUCUUUUUUAAUUUAUUUGACACUCAUGGAAAGCCCAAGAUUGAAAAUCAACACCCAAAAGUGUGUGAAGAACAGUAAUUCUUACAACAAUGAUGCUGUUCGUUCGCCGAGUAGACCUGUGAAAUCGGUCUCAACUUCCCUUCCUAUCAAAACAAAAUCUUCGUCUAUCACAACAAAUACUUCAACGAAAGAAAACAUGAGUUCUUUGGAUUUCAAACUCCAAACUAUGGCGAAAGAAAACACUAAAUUCACAGAGAUCAAACUCCAAACUAAGGAAAGAGCAGUAAAACGUGCUUUCUUUAACUACUCGGUAGCAACCAAACUCUAUCUUAUGGAACAACAAAAGAGACAAAUAGAGAGGAUACAAAAGAUUAUCGAGGAAGAAGAGGUUCGAAUGUUGAGAAAGGAGAUGAUCCCACGAGCUCAAUUGAUGCCUCUAUUUGAUCGGCCUUUUAUUCCACGAAGAUCCACAACUCCUACAAGAGUUGCAAAAAAGCCAAGUACUCAAGAAGCACAUAGGAACAGCUUGUCGUGCACUCGGGAAUUCUAUGAUCUCAGAGGAAACGAAGCGCAUUGAUCACCAUAUAUGAUUAUUGAUCAUGUAUCAUACUUUAAUACAAUUCCCCCUGCCAAUGUAUAUAUAUUGAGCUCAUAACCAUUAUGGUAUUUUCUGGCGGGGCUUACAGAAGAGUGAUUUUUGAUUUCUGAGCAGAGGAAAUUUUAGUAGGAUUUUCUUGAAUAAAGUCAGAGGUGAAUGGCUAGAAUAAAGUGUUAGGUUGUGGUCUAGCUUAUGACCAGAACAAAAAAUCUAUUUUUUCCGAGAAAUGUUACACUUACAAACAAAUAUUUACAUACAGGUUUACAAAUUGCCGGGACACUAAAAUAAGGAGAGAGUAGAAAAAGAGAGAACAAAAUAAUUCUAUUGGUGUCAUGUGAAUUUGUAAAGCUUAUUUGUAAACAUUUGUUUAUUACUGUAAUAUUUCGGUUUUUUACUGU
Messenger RNA from Erigeron canadensis, 1010 nucleotides. Its product is annotated as protein TPX2. Bases 40 to 591 code for a protein of 183 amino acids. Gene Ontology annotation, biological process: activation of protein kinase activity; regulation of mitotic spindle organization; mitotic spindle assembly. Gene Ontology annotation, cellular component: mitotic spindle; nuclear microtubule. The transcript has 6 exons. Lineage: Eukaryota; Viridiplantae; Streptophyta; Magnoliopsida; Asterales; Asteraceae. Gene Ontology annotation, molecular function: protein kinase activator activity; microtubule binding. The record is from RefSeq and is a predicted model, not a curated record.